Molecule: messenger RNA, 3971 nt
Organism: Pygocentrus nattereri (red-bellied piranha)
Lineage: Eukaryota; Metazoa; Chordata; Actinopteri; Characiformes; Serrasalmidae
Exons: 16
Coding region: 41-3829 (1262 amino acids)
Cellular component (GO): nucleus
Molecular function (GO): nucleic acid binding; exonuclease activity
Source: RefSeq, a predicted model, not a curated record
ACUUGGAAAUUAAUUUUUCAUUUUGUUUUUGUUCCUGAAAAUGUUCCCUUCUGCUGCACUCUUUGCUGAAGUAGAUUGCCCCUUUCUCCUCUGGGGCCGAUGUGAGCGACCCUAUUGCGUGUACAAGCACACCAAAGAGGACUGUACACUGUCUGUUUGUGGUGGGGCAACUGCAACAGGCCAUGGAGAUCACUGUGCCACCAGCAGAGCUCUUCACAGCCAUGAGGAGGACAGCAACACUUGUCUUUUGGAGUUGGAAAGAAUCAACAAACAGAUUGAAGCAGUCAGGAGUGAAGUGGAGAAAGAGCAAAAGAGACUGUCCUGGUACCAGUCCGAGCAGGCAGAGAGCGCUAGCGCUAACUCUGUGUCUAGACCAGCUGUUUCUAAAGACCAGAAUGGGAACCGGCUUAAAUAUAAAAAGACAGCUGCUCACCCCUCUGCCUGCAAAUAUGUGGUUGAUCGUACCAGACCUAAAACUGAUCUGGAAUAUGACCCUUGUUCAAAUUUCUCUUCUGAUCUGCGAUCUGGUAGCUUGAAAGAUAAAAUGAAGUCAACCAAUAAAGCAGAUCUGGAAUGUCAUCAGAGAGCCAAAGGACCUGCAAAGAGUGCAUGUGUGGAUCCAGUUCAGCAGCCAUCUUGCAGUUUUAAGGAUUCUGAUGACGAAGGCACACUUGUCAUUGACAUUCCACCUCUUGAAAAUAACAGAAUGCACAGCAGACCUCAGCAAAGCACAGCAGCUAACAAAGACCUUGCUUAUGUGGGAAAUGAACCGGGAAGUAAAAGGCCUUCAAAGAAAUGCACCCAUGGUAAAAAGGUAAGUGGAGAAUGCUCAGAGAUACUACCUUUGGAAAAGAACAAGGAAAAGUUUAGGUCCACAAAGAAGAGCACAGCUAGUGCCAUGCAACUGCUGGAUUCACCUGACAGGAAUCUUGUAAUUGAUAUUCCUAACCAGCAGAAGGAGAUAGGAAAGUCGAGACAUUCCAGGCUUCAAAGAAAACUGUCUUCUGAUGGAAUGCACAGUCUUGAAGAUGAAAAGACAGCCUCAAUUCACUGCACAAUGGCCAGUGAAGAACAUGAGCCAACCAAGAGGCUGGUUGUCAGUGAUGUAGAAAAUGAGCAAAAGAGCUUGAAGCAAAGCUCAGAUGACACUAAAAGUAGCAAAUCCAAAGUAGAGACCUCAAAACACCAAUCGAUUGGAACAGAGAAUUCUCUAGAACCUUGUGAAAAUGCUAAGCCUUCCUCAUUUGCAGAUACUCCAGUAUCUGUGCCUGCAAACAGUGUGAAUCUUGGUGGUUACGACGAAAGAUCCCAAAACAUUGAAAAUGUACUUGAUGACAUUUCCCGAUGCCUGGACCACCUGAGAAGUGAAAGUGAGAACAUCACCUGCCUUCCUGAUGUCGAGGCUUUCCUUCUUGACAAUAUCCCUUCUGCACCUGACUGUUCCAAGACAGAUGGUGACUUUUUUCCGCAGUCUGCCAAAGUUUGUGCACAAAGUGUGAAUACUGAGAAAACAGGAGUCGAGGUGCAACAAAACAGCCUUUCAAAUUGUGUUCAAAAAGUAGAGACCUUGCCCCUCAAGCACCCACCACAGGCCUUGCAAGAAAUUAUGGUAUUUCAGGAGUACUUCCCUAACACAUCAUCUUUCCCAGCUGUGACCAGGGAGCCUGAAACUGGUCAGAACAAUCUGACCUCUGUUGAAACAUGUUGGCCACCUGCACACAAAGUUCUUACUCAAUCUGUUGUUCAGAACAUGCCUGUAUGUAUUUCUGGAACUGACACUGGAUGCGUUUCUUCUGCACAGUCGGUAAAGUUGCAUAACUCGGCAGCCACAUCAAUAGGUUUGACUUCAGGUCAAGUUCAGCAAAAACCACCUUCAUCUGUUCCCUCAGGGAUCACCUAUGGAAUAGGCAGUAAUUCAGAGACCUCUUCACCUGCCUCAAUGGAUACAGCUAAUAAUAAACUCAUAGAAAUUGAGUCUAGCUCCUCAGAGGAGCUCAAUUACUCAGACCUAGACCUUUCAGAGACCGAUCCAAUGGAAGAGUGCUACAAGAUCUUCAUGGAGGCCAAUGGAGCUGAAACUCCUUCCGCUCAAUGUGAUGAGCUGGAGGAUGGCCCAAAGAUGCCAGAGGCUGAGGAAUCUGUGAAGCCACCACCUACUCAGAGGAAAAGAGUAGCCCAUGUGGCAAAGUUUGAGCAGGUCAGUAAGACCAAAGCGCAGGUUAUCGUGCCUCUUAGAGAUGGAGGCUCACAGCUACCCGUUCCAAGCCGGAGUCAGCAGUGCCAGAAGAGAGCAACAGCGCUUACAGCAGCAAUGAAAGGAUCCCAGUCCUUUAUUGCAGCCAAUGCACCCAAGAGAGUCUUCACACCUACUGUUAUAGCUUCAAGCCCUGUACCAAAUGCCUAUGUGAACAUCCUCCCGGUUGGUACGACCCUACGACUAGGCUCAAACCUGCACUUGAUCAUCCCUGAAGGCAAUUGUGCUUUACCGGUCACUCUAAUUCCAGCUACUGUUCCUGUAACACGUCCACUUCAUCAGCCAGUUCAGAAUCUACAGCCUGUACAGCCUCUACAUCCUGCACAACCAGCCAACUAUACACCUGCUAAGUCAAUUCCCACCAAGCGCAAAGCGAAAGGGCGUCCAGAGGUUGGAGUGAAGGUCCCACAUGAUGUGCGGCAGCGAUACGUGAACCUGUUUGUGGAGGAGUUCUUGAGAUCAUCUGCCACCGUGCAGGAUGCCUUUGAGAAGGCUCUGGCAGAAGAGAAGACCGUGUUUGACCGCAGCGUCAAUAAAUUAAAGUAUCUAAGCAUAGCAGUCAAUGCACUCAAGAGACUUAAAAAUCAAAACGCUGCUCCUGCCAAAUUUACUACUGAGAGAGAUGCACAGGCAUCUAGAGGAAAUGUGCCACUCAAUACUCAAGCACUCCUGGGAAACGGUGAUGAUGCACUAUAUGAUCAACUGAAGGAGCACAUUCUUACUGAGGCCAUGUUGAAGGAGAACAACUAUCCUUGCAAACACCCAGACAAAACUGGCUUUGCUGUUCAAUACGGAGACACCAAGAAGGGCAAUAGUGAUGCUUACAGGAAGAUUUGCUGUCGCUGUGGAACAUCUUUCUCUGUUAGCCAGACAGGAAAGCACACUCGCAAAGAGGAGUGCAACUAUCAUUACGGGAAAGUCAUAGAAAACAGAGUGCCUGGAGGAGUGGAGACGCGCUAUAGCUGCUGUGAGAAUGCUGUUGGUGCCCCUGGAUGCCAAGUGUUUAAGCUCCAUGUUCAUGAUGCAGUAAGUCUUCAGGGCUUCGUGAGCAGCAUUUCUAAGACUCGUGUAGGCUGUCCAGGGAUUUAUGCAAUAGACACUGUUGUCUGCUACACCACUCAGGGUCUAGAGCUGGUGAGAGUCACUGUGGUCAACAGCAGUCUGCAGGUCAUCUAUGACACCUUUGUUAAACCUAACAAUGAGGUCAUUGACUACAACACCAGGUUCUCAGGGGUCAGUGAGGAUGACGUGAAGGGCAGCAGCUCAUCUUUACGAGACGUACAAGCUGUGCUUUUGAGCUUCAUCAGUGCGGACACCGUUCUGGUUGGGCAUGGUUUGGAAAACGACCUGUGUGCUCUCAAACUUCUCCACAGCACGGUGGUUGACACAUCUGUGGUGUUUCCCCACCGGCUGGGUCCGCCACACAAGAGAGAGCUCAACAGCCUGACGGCAGAGUACCUCAGGAGGAUAAUCCAAGAGAGCGCGGAGGGGCACGACUCCCGCGAGGACGCUGUGGCCUGUAUGGAGCUCAUGCUGUGGAAAGUGAAAGAGGAUGCUAAAGUGAAAAGAUGGUGAUCUCAUCAGUAAAGCUCAUUGCUUCCUCAUCCUGAUAUACAGGACUGAAAUGCAUUGUAUUUGCUUAUAAAAAAUUGUUCACUUCUUGUCUCUUGAUUUGGGGUGGUUGGCGAUGUUGGCAUAUUAGUCAUGAGUUCUGUUU